Ipomoea triloba (trilobed morning glory) is the source of this 2941-nucleotide messenger RNA. RefSeq lists its product as uncharacterized. Gene Ontology annotation, biological process: asymmetric cell division. Bases 778 to 2739 code for a protein of 653 amino acids. The transcript is spliced from 4 exons. The record is from RefSeq and is a predicted model, not a curated record. Lineage: Eukaryota; Viridiplantae; Streptophyta; Magnoliopsida; Solanales; Convolvulaceae.
UUCCCCUAAAAUUAUCCGCCGCUCCAUAUAGAUAACAAGAGUGCUAAACAGCCUCGAAAGAUUAGAUUUUUUUGCAAAGCUGGGUGCAAAUUUUCAACAGAUGCACCUGCAACUCCACUACCAUCAUGGAAUCUUUAGGCCUUUGAAUUCGCACUUGAACCAUGACAUUUCCUCUCUUUCUUCACCUACUCGUGAUUAAGAAAGGGUGAGCGUUUUUCUCCGCUUUUCACUAGCCCCAAAUCCAUAUAUCACGUUUGUUUUUAUUUUUGUUUUUUUCUUUGUUACUGUUGGUUAUAGCCAUCCAGUCUUUGUUCAUGGUGGCAUUCGUACAUCAAAUCUGCGGCUUGGUUGGCAAAGGUUUCUGGUGAGAACUGUACAUUUCAGUUGGUGGGUGUUGCCGUAUUGCAGCUCAUUUGUGGCUCUGAAUUGGGGUUGACAGGCAUUCCAUUUUGUGUUCAGGAAAAAAAGAGAGAAAAAAUUGGCUAUGACUGAUUGGAGAUUGGAGACAUUUUACUGCAUUAAUCUAUUGUUGAUAUUGAUAAUUUGAGGACUCAGAUUCUCGGUUUGCUCUUGGCAAUUGAAUAAAACAGUUGUCGUCCUUUGGAAUCUAUUCUGUAUUUGGCUAUAGCUCUUGAGGUGGUUUGUGGUUCUUUUAUCAGUUUGCAUUCCAGCUCGAGUAUUAAGGAAGAUUUAAUUUCUUUAGCAUAUAGAUAUUCUGAUUGUUCAAAAGAGGAAUGCGUGUAGUUUGGAACCUAAGUUAUUAGUGGUUGGAUUGCGAUGGAUGCUUGGAUUGCAGCCGUUGCUGCUGGUGCUGUCUAUUUUGCUCAGCACUGGAAAGAUCUGUUGAAGGGUAAAACGAAUUCUGGGGAUUCGCCUCAUGGGAGUCCUAGAAUUUUGAAACACAAUUCAUUGCCGAAUAUUCAUCAAGCCCUGGAUAAGGAUUGUCCUUCCUCAGGAAUGAUGUUGAGAAAGGGUUCAGCUGAAGAUGUUUCUAGGGCAAGGGAACUGGGCCGCGAAGAUUCUAUGGCUGAAGUGGCUUCUACAAAUGGUUUAUUCAUCGGGAAUCUGGGGAUAUUGGAUUAUUCUCAUGUUCGCGAUGCGUCUUCUUGUUCAAAUUCCUUAGUUGGGUCCAAGUGUGACAAAAAUUUUCAAGAGUGUCAGGAAGGAAACCUCAAUGAGGUUGUAGAUGAUUUAUCUGUUCACCCUAAUACAAUACAAAUGGGAUUUUCUCAUCGUCUUGCCAGCAGGAGAUACCGUCUUAGAACUAGAAAAACUACUAGACAUAUCAUGAAUCCUUCAAUUUUUCUUGAAAGUCCAGUGGCUCAGUUUUCCUCGGAACAAAUAGAAGGGGAGUAUAUUUUUGGUUCUGUUCCUUUACAACCAACACCAAGGACAUUUCUGGUUACUGAUGGAAGUGUAAUUAUUAGCAGAAAUAGCGGUGAUUCUUUUGGUAUGCCAGUUAGAACCGAGCUGGAUAAACUGCAAAAGCGUGUUAUUCCACAAGGGGAGACAACUAUAUCCCGAGUUCCUAAACUACCAAAUGUUGAGCCCUCAGAAUUCCAGAGAAAAGACAGUGCUAGUAAAAAGGAUCAAGGCAGGAUAUUUUGCAAUUCCAGCAGAAGCACAAACAGUAAACACCAUCGGUCCAAAGGGUCAUCUGAUGAAGCCUUUCUUCUCUCUCUUGGGGCAUCGAUUGGCUUUUUCAUUUCUUUCUUGUUAUAUAAAAAGGAAAGAGACGAAUUGAAUCACAUAUUGAAGCAGAAAGAUAAUUUGGUUCAAGAUCUACAAGACGAACUUGAAAUGAAGGAUUCAUUAACCGUGAGAGAACUUGCCACAGAGGACUACGAGUCAGAAUAUAAACGAAUUGAUGCUUCUAUCAAUGAGGCCUUGUAUUCACUUGCUCCUCAACAGAAUUUGAACGACAGUUCAGAAUAUUGUGUUGAAGAAUAUCACAGUCCACACACAGAGGAGGAAUGUAGGAGUAAAAUUGAAGCGGAGCUCGAGGCAGAACUGGAGAGACUAGAACUAAGUAUGACUUCGACUAAAUUGGCGGGGAAAUUAACAGAACUAGUUGAGCUUGACCCGGACUUCAUUCCAGAUUUAGCAGAGGGUGAGUUACGGGAUGAUGUCUUUGAUAGAGCGGAACCCCUACAUUAUGCAGAUCGGGAUGAAAGUACCGACCCCACUCCUCAGUCUGUUAACUACUGUGUCUCACCUAGAGAACUAAGUUUGCGGCUAUACGAGGUCGUUAAUUCACAGCUGGAAGAACGCAACAGGGAGCUCGAGACAGAAGUCGAAAAUCUCCAGAGGAAGGCUCGCUACAUGGAAGUAGUGCUCAAUACUUCUUGCAGAGAAUUCUCUAACAGCGAGGCAGGGUCGUCUUCUGCCCAAGGGAGUCCCGUCACUAAAGAUGAAAGACUGACAGCCGACUGUGUGGUCAUGAAUUUAGCUGGAGAGGCUCUUGAUGCAUACAACGACGGUUAUGAUGAACUCUCAAAAAUAAUUGAGUCAGAAGAAGACGAUAUUAUGGCAUCAGGGGUCGGGAAGAUCCAACAUCAGGAACUUGUGCAGCCUCGUGAUCAUGAUCUAUAUCAUAAUGGUACGCUGAUUGGUGAUGAGAACGAGGAUCGUGAUGAAGUGGAAAAGCUUUUGAUAGAGCAGAUUGUUAAGAAAGUUAGGAAAGGCAAUCCUGCAGUUUUUAGUGCUCAGAAAGCAUUGUUUUACCUUGAUGAAAAAUGAACAUUGACAUUAGCUAAACCAGAAAAUGAACACAGAAAAGAAAAAGGUAUAGAAGUUUAACUUUUGCAACAGAUAUAGGAAUCCAUUUUCUUUUGUUCCUCGAGAGUUAUUCUCAGUUGGAAGAAGCCCAAAUCCCUGACACAAUUCACAUGAUAUUUUUUGCCAUUUUCUUUUUGUACUGUGCACUCUUAUUUCUUGCGCA